AUGGAUAAUGACACAACUGUAUUUCUUCUGUUGGAAUUUUCAAAGAUAUGGGAAAUACAGAUUAUGUACUUAACUUUAUUCCUGGUACUCUAUUUAAUGACAAUAACAGGGAACUUUCUUAUUAUCUCUGCAGUUGCUUUGGAUUCCCACCUUCACACCCCCAUGUACUUCUUCUUGAUGAAUUUAGCCCUGCAAGAUAUUGGUUCUGUUUCAGUCAUCGUUCCCAAAGCUGUUGUUAAUUUGGUCAUGAAUAGAAGGUAUAUUUCCUAUUCAGGGUGUGUUGCUCAAGUCCUCUUGUUUGUCUUUUUCCUGGGCUCUGAUGUCGGCAUCCUUACUGUCAUGGCCUAUGAUCGGUAUGUGGCCAUUUGCAAUCCUUUGCAAUAUGAAAUGAUAAUGAACAGUAGGAUCUGCACGAAAAUGGUUGGCAGCGUGUGGAUUACCAGCUUUUUCAAUGCUGUGUUAAACACAAUGGGAACUUUUACUAAUCAUUUCUGCUCUAAUGUGAUCAAUCAAUUCUACUGUGAAAUCCCACAGUUACUUAAGUUUGCUUGCUCAAAUGUAUAUGUAAUUGAAAUUGGAUAUAUAAUAUUUACUUUGACUUUAGUAUUUGGUUGUUUUGUGUUCAUUAUUAUUACAUAUGUACAGAUCUUCUCUGUUGUUUCAAGAAUCCCUUCUGUUCAGGGAAAGAAAAAGGCCUUCUCCACUUGUUUUCCCCACUUCACAGUUUUAUCCAUAUUUUUGUUUUCUUCCUCAUUUGCUUACCUGAGGCCUCAGUCUGACAAACCAUCACACCUUGAUUUAACUAUUACAAUAAUGUAUUCCAUUAUUCCACCCAUGUUGAAUCCAUUAAUUUAUAGCAUGAGAAACAAGGAUAUCAAAGUUGCUCUGGCAAGAAUUCUUGGGCUGAGGAGAUUCAUUUUAAUGGAAAAUGUAAUUGCAGAGACGGACAAAAGUGAACAAUAG
This is a messenger RNA of Python bivittatus (Burmese python), 963 nucleotides long. Its product is annotated as olfactory receptor 14I1-like. Gene Ontology annotation, molecular function: G protein-coupled receptor activity; olfactory receptor activity. The record is from RefSeq and is a predicted model, not a curated record. Gene Ontology annotation, cellular component: membrane. NCBI's taxonomy places the organism in Eukaryota, Metazoa, Chordata, Lepidosauria, Squamata, Pythonidae. Gene Ontology annotation, biological process: G protein-coupled receptor signaling pathway.